AUGCAGGAGUUGAUCAAGUUUGUCCUUGGUCCCCUCGGUUCAUGGUCACGAGCUGCGCACAUGUUGUCUUACGCUCAAGAGGCAGCACAACAGCUUCGCUUGAAAUAUGAGCGCCCUUUACAAGUCCUGCGAGUCGCCAUUGAGGCACGUUUAUGGACACUCAAGCCGCGCGCGUUGCCAGAACACCUGUGGGAGGACAUCGCCCGGCUCGCCUGCGUCGACGGAGGAUUCACCGGCUGCUCGCUCUCCCUCACCUCCAAAUACAUCCGCGCCGCCACCCGAGCCACGCGCUUCCACUCCGUCGCCCUGACCUUCCGGCAGCGCCCCCAGCAGGCCGCCCUCUUCCUCGCCUGCCUCGAAGCCGAGACCGCGCGCUGCGCCCCAGAACGCACCCGGCGGCCCGUCGUCCGCCACCUCUACCUCGCCUCCCCGGGCUCCGCGCACGCGGACACGCGCGCGCAGUACGAGGCCGCGGUGCGCGGCCUCCUGCGCCGCGUCGCGCCGGACCUCCACUCCCUCGUCCUCGCCCGGCGCGCGCCCAACCUCGAGCCCCCCCGCGCGCGGUGGUCGUCGUGGGCCGCGGUGCUCCCCAGCCCCGACGGCGCGCGCUCGCUGCCCCUGCCGGACGCCGUCGCCGCGACGGCCUUCCCCGCGCUCCGCGAGCUCUGCCUCGUCGGCCGGCGCGCGCCCGGCGCGGGGCGCGACUGGCCGCCGUUCGCGCCGGAAGGCGGGCGCGUGGCGGCGGCGACGCUCCCGAAGCUGACCCACCUCGAGGUCGUCGGGGAGGAGGGCGCGGCGCUGGGCGGGUGGGCGGCGUGGGGCGCGCGCGGCGCGCGGCUCACGCACCUGCGCGUGUCGGAGCUCGGCGGGUGCUGGCGGGAGGGCGGGGGCCUCGCGACGCUGGUGGCCAACGCAUUUGAAGAGCGCGACGAGCCUGAGGGAUCAGGCUUCGCCGGGAGUCCCCUACCACACCUGCGCGUGCUGCUGGCGCAGUCGGCUCCCUCCGUGGUGUUCACUGAGGCCCUGGAGAGGUUGCACGCCGAGUCCGGACGACGCUGGGCCAUCGUCCCUAUCCACCCGGUCGAGAGGCUUCGGCCAGAGUGGAUGAUUUACAGGCUGAAGGGACCGGUGGCGGACGACGUCGUGGACUGGCGCGACAGACUCGAGGGUGGUCCUGGGCGGUGGAGGGUCGAGGAAUCUUGGUUCGAUAAAUCGGCGCGGUGUUGGUUGUAA
This is a messenger RNA of Epithele typhae, 1233 nucleotides long. RefSeq lists its product as uncharacterized. The transcript has 3 exons. Bases 1 to 1233 code for a protein of 410 amino acids. The record is from RefSeq and is a predicted model, not a curated record. NCBI's taxonomy places the organism in Eukaryota, Fungi, Basidiomycota, Agaricomycetes, Polyporales, Epitheliaceae.